AUGGAAUCAUCUUCUGCUUUCUUCACUCUCCUUUUGCUUCUUCUGUUUGCAACCAUUACAGCUGCAAGACCAAAUCCUGGAGAAAAUUGGCAAGGUACCAUGAAAGAUAAGCUCAUGCCUGAAGCAAUUGUCGUCGAGGGUUCAAAGUCGUCUCUCUCAAACAAAGAAACGGACUGUCACACAUCGACAGAUGUAAGAACCAACGAUCAUUGGUUCCAACGAUAA
Messenger RNA from Ilex paraguariensis (yerba mate), 225 nucleotides. Lineage: Eukaryota; Viridiplantae; Streptophyta; Magnoliopsida; Aquifoliales; Aquifoliaceae. The record is from the annotation of a GenBank genome assembly.